ACGGGUGCCCGCUGGGUUCAUGGCGGGGGCGCCUCUCACUGCGCAUGCGCCCUGCCCUCUGUCUCACGCGCAUGCGCAGCGCGCCCCGCCCGGUGGCGCAGCAGGGAGGGAACCGCCCCCCCAACUCUGAGGUUGACGGUUCGAGUCCCGGCGACGCCACCUCCGAGGGGGGCCCCGUGACCACCCGCUGUGUCCCGGUGUGUCUUCCCCGGGCGAUCGGCCCCGGUUGCCACCCCCGGCCCGGCCGAGCCCUCCGGCGGGCGGAGCCAACCCUUCACACCCUGCCAGCCGUGUGGCAACACCACCGCCAACCUCCUUCCUUCCUUCCUUCCUCCCAGCCGCUGCCCCGGGGCCUGGCCGGGGUUGGGGGGGUCCCAUGGGUGAGCAGGUGACCGGGGACCCCCCGGGGAAAGGCCCUGAGGCCGAAGGCUUCACCCUCUGCCACACACCCGCCCUGCAGACAAAAAUCUUCCAGUAUCGGAUCUGGGACAUCAACCAGAAGUCGCUUUACCUGCGCGAUGACCAGCUGGUGGCCGGGCACCUGCAAGGGGCCAACGCUGCCCUCGAAGAGAAGGUGUUCUGGGUGCCCAACCGCGCCUUCGAGCCCGCCCGGCUGCCCAUCAUCCUGGGCAUCCAGAACGGCACCCGCUGCCUGGCCAGUGCCCCCGCCAGGCAGCCCACCCUGCGCCUGCAGGACGCCGACAUCCGGGAGCUGCCCCACACCGGGGAGGCCUCGGCCACCUUCACCUUCUUCCGCUCCUACAAGGACGGGCUGUGGCGCUUCGAGUCGGCCGCCAACCCCGGCUGGUUCCUCAGCACGUCGGCACGCGGCCACCAGCCCCUGGGGCUCUCCCGGCACCCCGACGCCACCCACCUCCUCGACUUCUACUUCCAGCUCUGCUGAACCCCCUCGUCCCUGGGGACGGUGACGUCCUGCGCCGGGGACGGCGGCUUUCCCCCCCCCCACCCCUCCCCCCCGGGACAGUGACACCCCCCUGGCGACGGUGACG
Messenger RNA from Phalacrocorax carbo (great cormorant), 1010 nucleotides. NCBI's taxonomy places the organism in Eukaryota, Metazoa, Chordata, Aves, Suliformes, Phalacrocoracidae. The record is from RefSeq and is a predicted model, not a curated record.